UCGGCGACCGAGCUCUCUCCAAACCGAAUUUCAUUCAGUCGAACAUUCGCGUCCGAUACGGCAGCAACAAGUUGCUCUCUCACUCAACCACAAUUGUGUCUCAUCAUUUUUUUCUCGUCGGUUUCUUUUCAAAUUUAUCGCCGUUCUUUUCCAUUGCGGUUCUGUAUUUGAACAUUGUAUUUCAUGAAAAAUUGUGUGUGUCGGUAGACAAAAAAGGUGUUUUCGCGCUCAUAAAUAAAUACAAUUAUUUUGAGCUAUUUGUGUGGAGUGUGUUUCUCUGGUGAAAUCUCAUAAAAUACAGAGUAAAAAACAGUAAAGUUUUGUGUUACAAAGCGAAUUUUAUUUGACAAACGGAAAACAGAUAGCAGAAAAUGAUGUCAGAAACUGUCGUAACAGUCGAAUCAGGCAAUCGGAAUAAUGCCCAAGCACCACCAAAACCAGCCGGACCACAACAAUCAUCCGCUGGACCAUUGAGUUGGAUCACAUUCAACACAGUUUAUUUCCAAUCGGUGCCCGGACUCCUGAAACUGAUUCAAUUGGUUUUGGGCAUAAUUUGUAUGUCAUUGGCAUCGCCGGCUGUGAUUGCAUCGACACAUUGGUUCUUGUUUGUCGUUGUAACCGCGUUCAUCGCCACGCUACUCUGGGUCGCCAUCUACUUUUUGGGCAUUCGUGAGGUUCUCAAUUUAUCGGUCAAUUGGAUAUUAACGGAGCUUAUUAACACUGGUAUUUUUACCAUUGGUUAUGCCAUCACCACAUUGUUCCAAUUGAUAAACUGGGUUAGCGUUAAUUACUACGGACGUGCAUCGAAUAUUACAGCAGCCGUUUUCGGUUUGUUCAACACAAUCGCAUACGCAGCUUCAACAUACUUCUUAUUCUUGGAACACAAAGCCGGCGCAACGCACUAAAUAUACAACUAGAACAAGACUCUAUCUCUUUAUACAAGAUCACAAAUCAACAACAGCAACAAAAAAACCGACAAAUUCGUUAAGCGGUUUUAAUUUUUGUUUCCUUCUUCAUUUUAUAUUCAUUUAAAAAUAGAGAAAAAAAAACAUUUGAAUAAAAAAACAACAACAAACAAAUCAAAAGAGAGAAUAAAGCAACAACAACAAUUAACAAAAAAUGAAUUAUUAAUGUAACGCAAGACGAAUUAUCUAUUUGGCUUAAGUCUUUAGACGAAAUUGUCGCAAAUCAAAUCACAAUUUAAGUAAUUUUUUUUUAAUAUUAUAAUGAAUAAAUGUACGUUUUAAGUGUGUAAUAAAUGUUGUAGUUUGUCCACAAGAAAAAUGAUUAAAAACUGUUUUUUUUGGUCCAACGAUUUGAA
Molecule: messenger RNA, 1321 nt
Organism: Sitodiplosis mosellana (orange wheat blossom midge)
Lineage: Eukaryota; Metazoa; Arthropoda; Insecta; Diptera; Cecidomyiidae
Product: CKLF-like MARVEL transmembrane domain-containing protein 4
Exons: 5
Coding region: 372-905 (177 amino acids)
Cellular component (GO): membrane
Source: RefSeq, a predicted model, not a curated record